GGGACGGCCACACCGGUCGCUGCUACAGAGAUGCCCUGCAGAGAGUAGAGCCCUCCUCCCCCCUUUUAAGAGCCACAUGCUGCGGGUAGAGGCCUCGAGCUCGCUGGGAGCCUGGGAGGGAGGAGCACGAAGAGAUGGGGAGUGAAGAGGAGGCGCAGUCGCUGGCGCUCACGCCGACGUGGGUCGUCGCUUCCGUGUGCUUCAUCAUCGUCGCCAUCUCACUCGCCGCCGAGCGCCUGCUCCACCGCCUCGGCAAGCUUCUCAAAUUCAAUGGACAAGAAGCACUAUUUUCAGCCCUGCAGAGAGUCAAAGAAGAGUUGAUGAUUCUGGGUUUCAUUUCCUUCCUACUAAGCGUCUUUCAAAAUUUCAUCAAUCACAUUUGCAUCCCGGAGGCUGCUGCACGCAUCAUGCUUCCAUGCACUGCUGAGUCGUCCAAAGCCGCAGAAGAGGCUGCCAAACUUUGCAAGAGAAAGGGUGAAGUUCCCAUGCUAUCUGAAGAGGCUUUGCAUCAGCUGCACAUCUUUAUCUUUGUACUUGGUGUGGUCCAUGUUGUGUUCUGUGUUACAACACUGUUACUUGGUGGAGCCAAGAUGAGAAAAUGGAAUAAAUGGGAGAAAGACAUUCACCAAGGAAAACUCAAGGAGCGCAGUACAAAUAGGGGUUGGAUGAAACCCCCUGCUGUAAGAUGGAUCAUUGCAUUCUUCAAGCAGUUUUAUGAUUCUGUGGGUAAACCAGAUUAUCAAGUACUUAGGGCAACUUUUGUUCAGCGACACUACCCAAACCGUCCGGACUUUGAUUUCCACAAAUACAUGGUUCGUGCUCUCGAGCAUGACUUCAAAGAAGUUGUUGGAAUCAGCUGGUACCUAUGGGUUUUUGUUAUCUUCUUCCUGCUGCUGAAUAUAAAUGGGUGGCACACAUAUUUCUGGUUGUCUUUCUUGCCCUUAAUUUUGCUGCUUAUUGUCGGCACAAAGCUGGAGUACAUAAGCACUCGGUUGGCACAAGAAGCCGCAGAGUGUCAAGAUGGAGCAUCAGGAAACCCCUGGACGAAGCCAUGCAAGGAGUACUUCUGGUUUAGCCACCCUAGAACUGUACUCCAUCUGAUCCAUUUCAUCUUGUUUCAGAAUUCCUUCGAGAUGGCAUUCUUCUUCUGGGUCUUGGCGACAUAUGGGUUCGAUUCAUGCAUCAUGGAGAACAAAUCCUAUGCCCUCCCCAGACUUGCCAUUGGCAUCAUCGUCCAGGUGCUCUGCAGCUACAGCACGCUGCCACUGUACGCCAUUGUCACCCACAUGGGCGGGGACAUCAAGCUGCAGGCGUUUGGGGAGCACGUGCACGUGUCGGUGCACAGCUGGGCGACGGACGUGAAGAAGAAGGCGACGUCGCUGCCGGCGCACCCACACCCGCACUCGCACCUCAGGAUCCCGUUCCUCUCCAAGAAGAGACACAGCUCUCGCGGCGCCCACGCCGAGGAGGCCGCGGCCCAGGCCAGGGACGCGGAGCAGCACUACGCUGGGAGCUCCGGCACGCCCACCGCGCCACCGGAGGCUCCGCCGGGUGACGACCUGGAGGAGAUCGUCGUGACGAGGACCGAGGACGGCCGCCAUCAUCCUAACGGUGGUUUCUCGUAGCUAGCUACCACACACACGUACGCGUUUGCGUUUCCUCGCCGGCGUCCUGCGGGCCGAGAUCAGUCCCAAGUGACCUGUUGCCGGCUUUGGCGCUCUGGUGCACGCAUGUAUGCCUGAAUGCACCUGAGAACAGGCUAGAUAAGCUAUAGGAGACGCUACUAGCUAGGACAUGUUGCUAUACUAGACACUCCGUGAGAUCAAUGCUUUGAAACUUUUUGAUCAUCAAUAAAUAUCACCUGAUUGUCUAGCUUGGAAAUUAUGAAAGCAGUAUGCAGCGACCUACAUUUGUUGUA
This is a messenger RNA of Brachypodium distachyon (stiff brome), 1918 nucleotides long. Its product is annotated as MLO-like protein 13. Gene Ontology annotation, cellular component: membrane. NCBI's taxonomy places the organism in Eukaryota, Viridiplantae, Streptophyta, Magnoliopsida, Poales, Poaceae. Bases 135 to 1625 code for a protein of 496 amino acids. Gene Ontology annotation, biological process: defense response. The transcript is spliced from 13 exons. The record is from RefSeq and is a predicted model, not a curated record.